GCCACGGAGCCUACCUCAAGACCAUCCAUAGUGUUUUUACACUCCCACCAAGACUGCAAAAUCAAAAAGACAUAAGAUUGUUCAUUGGAAAAAAAAGCAGUGGGUGCAGUACUGAUGUGGUGUAUUGCUUUCCACAGUCUAGACACGUCAACAUGAUGAGAAAUUUUCUGUUCUUCUUGCUGCUAUCUACCUCCUCCUAUCAAUCAGUUUUUAUUGGAAGAGAGAGAGCUCAUCAUGUGCUACGGAAAAGAGCUAAUCAUUUUCUGGAAGAAAUACUUCCUGGAAAUCUAGAGCGAGAAUGCUAUGAGGAGACGUGUUCACAAGAGGAGGCAAGAGAAAUCUUCAAGUCUCCAGAAAAGACGACAGAGUUUUGGUUUCACUAUAAAGACCUCAGUCCAUGUAAAGAGAAUCCAUGCCAUAAUGGGGGAAUCUGCCAGCAGUAUCACUAUACUUACACAUGCCUAUGUCCACCACGCUAUUCUGGAAGGCACUGUGAAAAUGUGCGGUAUGAGUGCUGGUAUAACAAUGGAGGAUGCUGGCAGUACUGCACAGACACAGCGCGGGCACUUAGUGUAACCUGCUCCUGUGCACAAGGGUAUACCCUAGAGGAAGAUGGGAAGAAAUGUGCCAAAUUUGCUCGUUUCCCGUGUGGACUCACAACCAGUUCACCACGUUCAAUGCUAGGUCAGCAGGAAGUCAUUGGUCGUUCCAAUUUGGAUUUUCAUGAAAAUGAGAAUUCCUUUUCCAAUUCUACAGCUGCCAUAACCCCUGCAAGCAGUCUAAAUGAUAAUAUAGAGAUGCAACAGAGAGGUGUGUCGGAGUGGUUGCAAACCUCUGACAGAUAUGUACAGAAUGACACUUCUCAUAAUGUUACUGGAAUAGACAGUAAGAACAUUACUACAGGAGGUGAGGAUGGGAAUGGAACGACUUGGUAUGAUGACUUCAUUGGGAGAAUUCUGUACGGUGAAGGCCAGUCAGAAAAUAAUCGGAUUGUUGGCGGGAUGCGCUGUGAGCAGGGACAAUGCCCCUGGCAGGUUAUGAUUCGCACUGCUCGAGGGAUAGACUUCUGCAGCGGGAGCCUGAUUAGCCAACGAUGGGUACUGUCUGCCGCCCACUGCUUUGAAGACAUUGACCCACAUCAUGUCACUAUUGGGGAUUAUGACAAAUACCUGCGGGAUCAGGAUGAGCAGAAGAUUGCUGUAUUUAAAGUUUUCUCCUAUCCCUACUAUUUGGGGGAAUAUUAUGACCAUGACAUUGCUCUUUUGUAUUUGCGUAGCCCAGCUAUCUUCAGUGAAUACAUACGACCAAUUUGCUUGCCUAGCCCUGGACUUGGACGACUACUAACUCAAGAGGGUGAAAUAGGGCAAGUUAGUGGUUGGGGAGCGACGCGAUUUAAAGGGCGUGCCAGUCGCUUUCUACUAAAGGUUCGAUUACCUAUUGUCAGUCAAGACACCUGCAUGGCUUCUACCGAUAUGGUGCUAACAGGGAACAUGUUCUGCGCUGGAUACGAUAUUGAGACAAAGGACUCUUGUAAAGGUGACAGCGGAGGUCCAUUUGCUGUGCUAUACCGCAAUACCUGGUACCUGAUAGGUGUGGUGAGCUGGGGAGAAGGAUGUGCCCAAGAGGGAAAAUAUGGUGUGUACACAAGAGUAUAUAAUUAUAUCUCAUGGAUAAAGGACACCAUUAUAGAAACAGAAGGAAUGGACGAGCCAGUUGUUAAAACAUUAUAAGAUUGACUGAUACUUUUUUUUCUACAACAUCAAUCCAGAGUAAAAGGUUGGACCUGACAGAGAGACUGCAUCUGACGGAAUGUCAAGGAAGACUUGUCAGUGCCACAAUCAUGGCUGUAACAGCGUAUAUUUUGGAUAUCUACAACCCCAAUAUAUGACAUUCACGGCAGCAUGUGUGAAAGGCUUGCAUAAUUUUGAGUAUAGACUAAAGAAUCAGCUACCACAGUGAUAAGCCAUAAUUCAUAGCCCAGUGGGCAUUGAGAGAAAUAUUUAUGUAGAUAAAUUUGAAAGGCUGGAUUUACACAUGUCAUGGUAGAAUUUUUGGAUGAUCCCUAAACAUGGGAUCUAACCAUGUUGUAUGCAAUGCUGCAAAUCUUAAAAUUUAGUCUAGGGGUAAAAGAAUGAAGAGACAUGAUUCAUGGUGGUAUUUGAGGCUUACUCUACCUCUCUGCCCACUCCACACGGCAGAAGACUAUUUAUUAGUGAAAAACCUGGAUGUAACCCAUACAACCUAAAAAUACAAAUAAGCCAAUAUGAAUGUGGCAUGUGGUUUAGCAAAGUGUGAUGUAUAUACCCUCAUAGUAUACAUCUGGACACAAUUAGGAUACUCCAGUGCAGGAAAAUCUAAACAGAGAAAUUCCUUUGUCCAGAUACAUCUAGCUUUAAUACCAACUAUUGCAUCCUAGGUAUAUCCUAGAUUUAAUUAUGUUAAAAAUAAUCCUACUAUAUAAUUUUUAUAAACUUUACCAUAAUUCCAAAUCUUGGAUCUCAAGGUUCACCUCUUCCAGCUACAUUUGCCCUUCUGAAGGGCAUGGCAGAACCAUUCACUAGAAAAGGCACCCCCUGGAUCCAAGUCAUAAUGACUUCCCGGUAUUACCUAUAUGAAGAGGUUCCCAUCUAUAAAACAUCAAAUCACUGCGCGAGAUUUCCCGCGGUGUCUUCAAUUAAGAUGGCUGCCACUGCCUCUCCCUGAUUAAAUGGAUAAAGUAUUUUUUUAACUGGAUUAGCCCCUGAAAGGCUGUCAUUUUAAUCUCAGAUGCCAUGAUCAGUGAUGAGCGUGGCAUCUGAGGGGUUCAAUGAUGGGGGACAGCGCAAUCACUGAUCCCCGUCAUUGUGCCCGCUACAUACAAAGGAAUGCACUUUGUGACUAAGUAAUUCGACAUGAAUCUAAUUUCUUUGUGAAAUUCGGUGAAGCAGCCAAAUCAAAUUUUUCAUGGCUUCGCUCAACUCUACUGCUUUU
This is a messenger RNA of Bufo bufo (common toad), 2970 nucleotides long. Its product is annotated as coagulation factor VII-like. Lineage: Eukaryota; Metazoa; Chordata; Amphibia; Anura; Bufonidae. The record is from RefSeq and is a predicted model, not a curated record. Gene Ontology annotation, biological process: proteolysis; blood coagulation. The coding region runs from base 153 to 1730 and encodes 525 amino acids. The transcript has 9 exons. Gene Ontology annotation, cellular component: extracellular region. Gene Ontology annotation, molecular function: calcium ion binding; serine-type endopeptidase activity.